CUCGCGCGCACUCGCGUAUGUUUGUGAUGAGGAGGAGGCGGGAAAUGGCGUCCGUAGACAUGGUCGAUCUGUGACUACUAACCACCGAGAGACAGCCACAGACGCCAGUGGGCAAGCAGCGAGCGUUCGCGCCGACCUCUGGCGGGCGCCGUUGCGGCUUCUCGGCCGCAGAGCUGAAAACGCCGCGGGACGUUUUUGGAAGCGUUUCGUCCGUUUUUUCUAUCCUUCUAUGUGAUGCCAGAGCACAAUGCGGCUGAGAGCGCGUAAAGCUUCUCAGCAGCCCACCUUAGGCCGUCGAGCCCCUACGUCUCUGGCCAAAAGGAAACACUGUACAGUGGCGGCGUCCCCACUAAGAGGCCGAGGCAGGAUGCCGAAGAAUGAAGCGGGCCUCUUGUCCACCAUCAAGAAGUUCAUCCGGGGCGACCCUGUCAAGGUGGAGCCGAAUAUUCCUGCCAAGAGGAGUCGUAUUAAUUGCAGCGCUAAAAGUGACCUCAUCACGUCAGCACCACAAACGCGAGGCCUUGCCAACAAAACCGUCUCUAGAGUUUGCCGAAAAAGUCCAGGUAAAGUAACAGAUACAGUAACAUGCAACAGCAAACCCUUAAAACCAAACGGCAAACUCGAAGCUUCAGUUGAGGCGACGAGCAGUCCUCCGCACACAACCCUCCUAGGAACUAUCCUCUCUCCUGUUUUCAACUUUUUCUCACCAGCAACCAAAACUGCCACUCCUGGUUCCGACUCUCCGGGCCAAGCUAUGGAGGCAGAGGAGAUCAUGAAGCAGCUAGACAUCGAGCAGGCCGAGGAAAUGCCCAGCAGCAUGCUCACGUCCUCCGAUGGAAUCACAGCUUGUCAUGGCGCCCCGCCGUUGCAGCAGAGACUCCAGAUGAGCACUGACUCCACCGUGGAGGACGCUGAGAUUGUGACUGAAAGUGACAUGCCCUCGUUAACAGCUCCUCCUGGUUGUUUGCCUGAUGGCAGCUAUCCACACACGUUACCCCCCGCCCCCACAGAGCCGUCAUACGAGGAAGACUGGGAGGUAUUUGACCCGUACUUCUUCAUCAAGCACGUGCCACCGUUGACAGAAGAGCAGCUGACACGCAAACCAGCACUACCUUUGAAGACGCGCAGCACGCCCGAGUUUUCACUUGUCCUAGACUUGGAUGAAACCUUAGUUCACUGCAGUUUGAACGAACUGGAAGAUGCUGCACUGACGUUCCCUGUGCUCUUUCAGGAUGUAAUCUACCAGGUGUAUGUGCGAUUAAGGCCCUUUUUCCGAGAGUUUCUGGAGCGCAUGUCUCAAAUGUAUGAGAUUAUUCUCUUCACGGCGUCAAAGAAAGUAUACGCUGACAAGUUGCUCAACAUCCUCGAUCCCAAAAAGCAGCUGGUCAGACACCGUCUUUUUCGUGAGCACUGCGUGUGUGUCCAAGGAAAUUAUAUAAAAGACCUCAACAUUUUGGGACGGGAUCUUUCCAAGACAAUAAUAAUCGACAAUUCACCACAAGCUUUCGCCUAUCAGCUCUCUAAUGGGAUCCCAAUCGAGAGCUGGUUCGUGGAUCGAAAUGACAGCGAGCUUCUCAAGCUGGUUCCUUUCCUGGAGAAGCUGGUUGAGCUGAACGACGACGUCCGACCGCACAUCAGAGAGCGCUUUCGCUUGCACGACCUCUUGCCUUCAGACUGAGCAACUGGCUUCCGCCCCCUGCACCGCACCCUAUAAGGGAAGGAUGUAGUCAAUGGAUUUCUCGAUAAACUCCAUAUUGACAUUAUUGUUUUUCUAUUAGGAAAGAAAAAAAAAUGAAAAAAAAGAAUGAAAUUGAUGUUUUUAUGCAGAGACACUCUUGACAAUGUGACUAAAUUGCUCACUGCAGCGAGCUCGCUUCUUUGGAGGUGUUUUGUCCGCCACUUUGGAUCGACAAAACUGAAUGUGUUUGUGUUUGGCCAGUCAAACUUGUAUUAUAGUUACUAUUUUCUUGUAAAUACAUGUACAGUUUUUUUUUUUCCCCUUCAAAUUUUUUUUUAAGUUGAGAUUUUAGUACGGAUACUUUGGCUCUGUUGUGUUUUUAUUUUUUAAAGAAAAAAAGAUUAGUGUUAUGUUUCCAGUAUGCCUGCUUUACUUUUGUGAUGCUUUACUCCAUUACAUGCAGUUGUCUGUUUAAAAGGUGCAGUUAAAAAAAAUGUUCUGAGACAAUAUUUUAAGGUUCUGUAUUGUAAGAUAGACUAGACUUUUAACUAAAUACAAAGCCAUAAUGGCCACUCCCACAUUUGCCAUCUUGAUGGUCCAUGAUAAUGACGACAAAGGGCAUUAACAUCCAGCUCAUUUGAAAGAUGUCAUUCCUCAGUUUGAGGAGGAGGGGGGGGGGAGGGGGGUGACACCAGCCAUUGCUUUGAAUUCCAGUUUUCUGGGACAUCUUUUUGAUGUUGGCGUUACAAACAAGUUUUGACUCUUGAAUGAUCAAUCAUGAUGUAUUCAGUGUUAUUCAAUGGUUUUUCCAUGAAAAUAAAUAUGUUUUUAUAGGACUCCA
Molecule: messenger RNA, 2519 nt
Organism: Syngnathus acus (greater pipefish)
Lineage: Eukaryota; Metazoa; Chordata; Actinopteri; Syngnathiformes; Syngnathidae
Gene: ctdspl2a
Product: CTD (carboxy-terminal domain, RNA polymerase II, polypeptide A) small phosphatase like 2a
Exons: 13
Coding region: 248-1678 (476 amino acids)
Molecular function (GO): phosphoprotein phosphatase activity
Source: RefSeq, a predicted model, not a curated record